Molecule: messenger RNA, 2085 nt
Organism: Blumeria graminis f. sp. triticale
Lineage: Eukaryota; Fungi; Ascomycota; Leotiomycetes; Helotiales; Erysiphaceae
Source: the annotation of a GenBank genome assembly
AUGCUUUUAGGUCUUCAAGGUUUUUUUGAGCGCGAUAGUGAACCUUCCAUUUUUCCGGAAAUCAGUUUGUUUAUUCUCAUCGCUGCCGGGAAAGGGCAGCCCAGUGCCUGUUCACGAAAACACUCUUGUGGUACGCUAGGCAACUCUGCCGCACAGGCGUCGUUUCAGAAUAGUAUAACUACCACACCACUGCGAAGGCUGAAGGAUUUACACCCUGACCCUUUCUACAAAGCCCACACUUCAACGGAGGAGGCAGAUGCGUGCCAUCGAGGAAUCGGGUUUUCAGGGCUAUACGGCGCCGAGACAUCCGACUGCGAUAGCCCAUCUUCCCUGAUAAACGCUACUUUUAAAUGGAUAGAAGAGAAUAUCAAGGAUGAAAUCGAUUUCAUUCUUUGGACGGGCGAUUCCUCUCGACACGACAAUGAUAUAAAAAUUCCACGCACUCAAGAAGAGGUCCUCAAAUCAAAUCAGUGGAUUGUUAGCAAGUUCCUCGAGGUUUUCGGUAAAGAAGAAGAUCCGAGCGAACUCAUCAUUCCUAUAGUGUCCACAUUCGGUAACAAUGAUAUGCUACCUCACAAUGUCAUGUUGGCUGGUCCGAAUCAAUGGCUAGACACAUACGCAAGCAUGUGGAGCAGCUUUAUACCCAAAGACCAGAUACCUGAUUUUCAGAAAGGCGGAGGCUACGUUGUCGAAGUUAUCCCAGGGAAUCUAGCUGUGCUGAGCUUGAACACUAUGUACUUCUUCACCCACAAUGUUGAAGUGAAUGGUUGUUCAGACCAAUCAGAUCCCGGAUAUGGACACAUGGAAUGGUUUAGAGAACAGCUUCAGCUCAUUCGCGAAAAAGGCCUAAAGGUUAUUAUUGUCGGCCAUGUUCCUCCCGCAAGGACCCCGAGUAAGACUCUUUGGUAUGAAACAUGCUGGCAGAAAUAUACUCUGUGGCUACAGAAAUAUCGGGAUGUAGUGAUAGGAGGGUUUUUUGGGCAUAUGAACAUCGACCAUUUCUUACUUCACGAUACAAAAGAUAUAUCUAUCGAUAUCAUUGAUGGCGAUAAAAUUAGCUCAAUGCGCACUAUGAUGGACGAGGAGCUUACUAUUGAGUCCACUAACGAUUACCUGAGAGAACUCCGAAAACAAUGGACAAAGCUACCGACCCAAGUUUCUACACUUCAAUAUCCAAAUGAGAGUGAUAAUCCAUACAAACAUCUAGAAAGGCCUGAGAAUUCUUUAAAAGACAUAGGUGGACCUUGGGGCGAGAGGUAUCAAAUCAGUUUUGUUAGCCCAAGUGUUGUUCCAAACUUUUUACCGACUCUCCGUGUAAUGGAGUACAAUAUAUCCGGUCUAAACUCGGAUAAGACAUGGGACGAAAUGAGAACCCACGCCAUGGGAUUAGUAAAUUGGCCUAAGGCAGAAGCUGAUCAUAAACCAAAUACUUUCAGCGUUAAUAGCAAGAUAGAGGAAAAAUCCAGAUCCAACGCACAUCCUGGCCUUAGAAAUUCCAAAGUAAACAUACCAUCUCCACCUUCCAAAACUUCAUUGCCAGGACCUGCCUACUCGCCACAGACCUUUACUCUUUUAGGUUACACGCAGUAUUUUGCCAAUUUAACCGAUCUCAACAAUGACAGUGCACAGCGGGAUGAGGAAAUCAAGAUCAGUAAGUGGUUACCAGGCAGGAACCGGGGCAAAAUUCCAAAGCAUGAGCCGAGACCUAAAAAAUUUGAAUAUUGCGUGGAAUACGAUACAUCUACAGACACGCUAUAUAACUUAAAGGAUUUGACUGUACGGAGCUAUCUCAAGCUUGCUCAACGAAUGGGAAAUCUUAAGCCCAAAAAAUCUGAUCACGCUCCUUUUUCUCCAGCUGGAGGUAAUAGAAACGUUUAUUCGGAUAAAUAUAGACAGGAGUCGGCUGAGAUAAUGAAAAAACAUCGAUCUAAUAAAGGUCCGAAGAAAGUUAUAAAAAACAAAGUAUGGUUGCGGUUUAUUUGGCGUGCCUUUGUGGGUACCUUGGAAGAAGCAGACAUAAAGGUGAUUCAGGGCGACUCUAUCUCGGAAAAGAAUAGUCUAGAUCCGUAUGAAGAUGAAUUAUGA